GUCGUGGGCUUUUAAAGCGUAUCCGAGCAGUCCUUUUCAAGCUCCCUGAUUCCAAGCUCCCGUCUUCUCCCACUGUCAAGUCUUCGGAGAGCCGGAUCGGAGCGAUCUCCACAGCGAGAUCUCCUGUCCUUCUCUCUCUCUCCGUUGCUCCACGUUCUUUGAUCACUUUCCUGGAGAUGGGGUUCGUCUCGUUUGCGGGGCGGGUGCUUUUCGCCUCCAUUUUUCUUCUUUCAGCGUACCAGGAGAUUAUUGAAUUUGGAAACGACGGUGGACCGGCGGCAAAGGCACUCAGGCCCAAGUUCAACCAAUUGACAAGGCAUGUGGCUUCACACUUGGGAGUAGUAGCGCCGCAUAUUGAUAUGAAGCAUGUUAUUGCCACUACCAUAGCUCUUAAAGGGCUUGGGGGCCUUCUGUUCAUCUUCAGCAGCACUUUUGGAGCUUAUCUUCUUCUUCUAUAUCUGGCAUUCAUUACACCUAUUGUUUACGACUUCUACAACUUCGACAUUGAAAGACCAGAAUUCGUUCAACUUUUCAUCAAAUUCACACAGAACUUGGCUCUCUUCGGUUCGCUGCUUUUCUUCCUGGGGAUGAAGAAUGCCACACCUAAACGCCAACCGAAGAAGAAGGUACCCAAAACAAAAACUGGCUAGAACCAUCGUUAGUCUAGAGAGGGACUAAGUUAAAGAAUUGGCAGUCUAUGGAGUACUUUCUUUUUCUUAUCAAUAUAUUUAUCUUCCAAAAACAAAAAAAA
This is a messenger RNA of Phalaenopsis equestris, 751 nucleotides long. RefSeq lists its product as uncharacterized. The record is from RefSeq and is a predicted model, not a curated record. NCBI's taxonomy places the organism in Eukaryota, Viridiplantae, Streptophyta, Magnoliopsida, Asparagales, Orchidaceae. The transcript is spliced from 5 exons. The coding region runs from base 177 to 650 and encodes 157 amino acids.